Messenger RNA from Colletotrichum karsti, 1956 nucleotides. RefSeq names its product ATP-dependent dna helicase pif1. The transcript is spliced from 7 exons. Gene Ontology annotation, biological process: DNA repair; telomere maintenance. Lineage: Eukaryota; Fungi; Ascomycota; Sordariomycetes; Glomerellales; Glomerellaceae. Gene Ontology annotation, molecular function: ATP hydrolysis activity; ATP binding; DNA helicase activity. The record is from RefSeq and is a predicted model, not a curated record. The coding region runs from base 1 to 1956 and encodes 651 amino acids.
AUGUACCAUGUCGUCUGGCACGGCAGGCGACGCGGCAUAUUUACAGAGUGGGAAGGGGAUGAUGGUGCCAUGAGACAGGUGAAUGGCUUCAGGCAUGGACAUGCAGACACUUUUGAUGAAGCUGUGGAACUUCUUCUCGAGGGACUUCAAGCAGAAAUGACAGUGGGCGACCUAGAGGUCCCUGUUUCAUUGGCUCCGCAGACACCGGCGGCCAAUGGAACUCCCGCUACGGAUGAGUCGACCAACGAUGAAAUGUCCGGCAUAGCCUCGCCAUCCCAGACUCCCACAGAAACGUCUACCGCAUCUUCCAUCGCCGAUGAGGAGAUGUUGGACGAUGAAGAGGUUUCACCUGAGCCUCUCCUGUCUCCAGAAUAUCAUUCGUCGCCUGGCUCGCCUCGGCAUACCUCUCCCUUCGCAGCGGCCAUAAGUGAAGAGAAACCCGUGGAGCCUCGUCUCUGCAAGGAACAGCAAGAUGCCUUGGACCUUGCACUUGAAGGGCGAAAUCUCUUCAUAACUGGAUCGGGUGGCUGCGGUAAAUCGGUGCUGGUGAGGGCUCUCUUCCGGAAGCUGAGUGCCAAAAAGAGAGUUCACCUCCUCGCACCCACCGGCCAGGCCGCUGUCAACAUUGAAGGCGCAACAGUCCACCAUUUUAUGGGUUGGGGCACCGAGAGACACGCACUUGAUUUCCUUUCUUCUAAAGCAAAGAAAAACAAACGCGUUUACAAUAAUGUGACGCGGACUCAUGUUCUCAUCAUCGACGAGAUCAGCAUGGUCGACAACCAUCUCUUCACUCGACUCAGCCAGACUAUGAGUAAGGUCCGACACGAAGCCGCUCAAGAGGAAUAUUCGAGUCUAGAUCCUGUCGCAACACUGGGUCCAUUUGGGGGCAUUCAGGUCAUCGUUGUUGGGGACUUCUAUCAGUUGCCCCCGGUGCUACCGCUCUUAUGUUGCGAAUUGUGCGACGCAAACUGGAAGAAAAACGCAAGAGUCCCAAAGUGUGACCACUUGGAGGACACUGACAAGUGGGCAUUCAAGUCUGCUGAAUGGGAGAGGUGCAAUUUCAGUUACGUACAUCUUACAAAAAUACACCGCCAGCAAGAUGAGAAAUUCGUCAGGAUCCUCCAGAAGUGUCGAUUGGGCAAACUUGACAACGUCGGUGAUGUGAACACCCUUCUAAAGAAUCACGGAGUUGAAAAUGGGGUUCGGUUGUUCAGCAAAAAGGAUGACGUCAAGGCGUGCAACGAUGAGGAAUCCAGGAAACUAUCCGGUAGAGCAGCGGUGUACAAGAGCCUCGAUCACUUAGAGGAACAACAACAUAACAUGGACGACGAGGAAUCGCUCCCUGAAGCUCGACACGCCACAUCUAUCACGCUGAAGAUCGGAAUGCCUGUCAUGCUGCUUGCAAACAUAGAUGUCGAGAAUGGUUUCUGCAACGGCAGUCGGGGUGUUAUCCGUGAUUUUGCAUCGCGUCUUCAUGAGGAACCAAAGAAGCCAAAUAGUGAGAACUACAAUGGAGAUACAGAUGCGUUCGAAAUUGCUCUGAGGAGGUACAACCAGAUUCGAAGGUUUAUGAAGGACAAACAAGACAUGAUAUACCCUGAAGUUGAAUUUUCCAAUGGUGCACGACGUGUUAUCGGCCCAGACUGUACUAUCAGCCGACUCGGCACAGAACCCUACAGCUAUUGGUCUCAAGUGCAGAUACCGCUGACGCCAAACUGGGCUAUGACUAUCCACAAAAGCCAGGGCAUGUCUCUGGACCGUGUUGUGGCCGACAUCACGAACAUUUGGGAGGGCGGACAAGCGUAUGUGGCUCUGAGCCGAGCACGGUCUCUUGAAGGACUCGAGUUGGAAGGGAACAACUUGAGAAGAACGCUGAAGGGCAAGUUCCGUGCUGAUGAGGAGGUACAUAAGUUCAUGGAUAUGCUAGAGGCACAGGCAAAGAAUGAGGGUCGGUAG